Molecule: messenger RNA, 4230 nt
Organism: Cutaneotrichosporon oleaginosum
Lineage: Eukaryota; Fungi; Basidiomycota; Tremellomycetes; Trichosporonales; Trichosporonaceae
Source: RefSeq, a predicted model, not a curated record
CUCCAACAUUACCUCCCAUCCUGUCGCCGCGUUCAACCCUUCAACCCACUCCAGCGUGACCGGCCCGGUCCUCAAGCGCGCCUCUCCAACGCCCGGAGUCAUUAAUAUCUCCUUUGCACUCCAAUACGUGUUGUCACUGUCUCCUCCCCGACUAUACUGGCUUUUGUGAAGGGAGCUGCACGUCACCUCGCCCCUUCCCUCGUCGCCUCGAGGGAAGGUCAGGUAAACUCUCAACUCCUGGCAAUGCUCUUGUCGGACGACGACAUCGGCGGCUUCAACAAUCCAAUCUACUUAUCAAGUGGGUCCUCAGGUACGCCACUCAACGACGCCGCCUCAACUAUCUCGUCACUUAGCGAUAUGGAUCUCGAGAGGGCGUUGAGGGAGCUGCGGGCCAACGACGCGCGAAGUGGCAAUGCCAAGGCCGGCCCCUCGCGCAUUAAGCCUCCCACAGCUCCACGCUCUCCCCGUGCUGCUGGCAAGCGUCGUAGGAUCGACGAAACGCUUGUUUCUGGGUAUGACUACUCCGAGCGGAGCAAGAAGAAGGUGCACCCAACAGCAACCGCUUCUCAGUCUACCCUCACAACGUUCAUUAAAACGUCGCCUAGCAGUAAAAACAACUCUCAAGGCGAUAUUCGUUUGGGCGGACCCUCACGGAAUGCGCCUUCUUCCGUUGUAUGCCAACCCUUCCCCAAGACCGCCCCGGGCAGUCAGCCAGCACCUUCGAAUCAGCCCGGCAGCCAAUCGUCAUCUAUAAGGAAGCUAGGCGGCUCAUCAAUUGAGGAUGCCAUUGAGCUCGAUUCCGAUUCCCCCUCUAACCCGCAGCCGGCAUCUCGAGGCCAUGGUUCACGCCCCUCGUCGCGCUUGCGGUCUCGGCCUCCCUCCGUGCAGGUCAAAUCAGCGACUCCGAAAAGGCAACGAUGGAGGCCGAACAACAGCUCACUACCUAUUGUGGUGUCCGACUCUGACGAUGAGAUUCCUGCCCCACGGCCUUCCCAGCGAGGUUUGACCUCCACAUUAUCACCUCAGAAGUCUCUGAGAGAUCAGCGGAUUCUCGUGCCGGAGACCAUCGUCUCACCGGUCCGGGGGCGCAUACUAGUUGACGAGACUGUCCCUCCACGCCCUCGCAACACCACCACAAUUGCGACACAGACAACUCUCGUCCCCGACUCCGCCGUGUCUUCUGCAGGUGCUGUUGUCUGUGACGACUCGGUCUUUCCAGAACCUGGCCCACUUCGUCGCCACUGCAGGAGUCGUUCCGCCGUGACCCCGGAAGAGCGGCGCGAGCGGCAAAGGCGCGCGAACCAAAAGGCCAUGACACCCGCUCCCAUACCUGAACUUCCGUCCAUCCUCGAUGGUCUCGCCAAAACACCAACGCCUAAGAAGCCGGCGCCUCGGGAGACGGCUCCGCCGCCUGAUUUGAACCCCUCCAGGCGCCGUCUGUUCACCGCUAACCUCGACGACGAGAGCUACCGACCCAAUCCCGGCACUGCGUUUGCUCGCCCCGUCAAGCCAGCCAAGGUGGCCGCUUACCAAGCUAGCAGACCCCGGCGCAGCGUUCCGGAACAAGGCAAGUAUGCUCUACCCGCGGUCGACACCCCGAUUCACCAGUGGCCAUCAAAGCCGGGGACCUCACACAAUGCAACCUCGAGUAAGCGCAAAUCGACUGAACACCAAUCCAAAACUCCGGCCCCAAUUGAGCGCAAGUCGAAGACGCCGGUGGCGGCCCAGCGUAGAUCCAAAACACCAGCGGCGACGGAGCGUAAUUCCAAGACGCCGAUACCAGCUGAGCGAAAGUCGAGCACGCCUACCAUCUCGUCCCGGAAUCGCACUCCCGCACUGCGGACACCUUCUAAGGCCGUCGCAGGUCUUCACUCCCCAGCGAAGGCGGCACCGCACAAGCAAACGUCUCUCGCGCCGAUCGCGCCCAAAUCUGUUACUCCUUCUCGCACGCCUGUCACUUCGCAGCGGCGGCGCUCUCGGUCUCUCUCAAGUUGCUUGACUCCGCUCCCUCCAACUCAGCUGCCAGUCCGCAGUCCUGCCAACAUUCAACGUGAACCCUCAGCUUCCAGCCCGCAUACAUUGCCGUUAGAGGUCGAACAGUCGGCAUCACGCAAGGGCGGCGAAACGCCUGGCGCGGUUGCCCAAGCCCUCCCCCUGGAAUCUGAGGCCGAAGGGGCGGGUUCCGCCAUCCACGACGACGAUGACGGGUCAGACUUCGGAUUGGACAUGUACGCCGACUUUGCACAGUUUGCUGGCAGUCCUUCGACACAGCCACUUCUCAAUACGCCUUCAAAGUGCAAUCUCAUCAGACCCAGUAGCUCUCCGGUUGCUAUGAAGACGUCCCGCUCUCCGAUGGCCUCCGAAGUGGGAGUCGUGAGCGGGAUCGGCCCUUCCAGUCCUUACCAUCACAUCCCUAGAUCGUCUGGGGCGCGUCUGAGGUCGUCACAGUCGCCACUGUCUCCCACUGCGCGCCUGCAGGCCGAGGAUCAUCAGCGUGAGCGCAAGCUGGCAGAGGAGCGCGAGCAUGCGCAGCAGGCUGCUGCACAGCGUGAAGCCGAGAAUCGGGCGCGGUUAAUGGCCAUGAGAUUCCUUGAAGGAGACAGCGAUCAAUCUGACGACGAGCAGGAGAUUCGCUUGUCGCAAAUCUUUCAGGACAUUGCCAGAAGCCCGUCACCAGGUCCUAGACGCUCCACCAGACAGCGCCACUCCAUCUCCAAGGUCUCAGACUACACUGAAGACCUACCUCAACGACCCCAGCUCUCGCCCAACAACAAGCACGCCUUGUUGUUCAAAGAGCUCGACCGCGAUGUCAAGCGCGGUACGACCACUGCGCAUAUUGAAGCGGCGUGUUCUGCUUCUGCAAGCCCAGAGCGGCGCAAGCUCGACCUUGCGAGCAUCAGCGGCGUUGACGGCCAGGUGCUGGCGGAGGCGCGGCGCGUCCAGCUGGAGGCCGCCCGAAAGGAGGAGCAGGAGGCAGUGUAUGCGGUAUUCUGGGAAGAUCUCAGGCUGGCAGAGGAGCGACCAUUGCUACCAUUCUGCUGUGCCUACGAGGACCCUGCUGUGGAAAUAUUGGAGGAGGUUUACGACGAGUCGACACUUUGCCAGCUCAUCUCUUGUCUCCCCAUCCCGGAAUCGACUGAGACUGUCCUAAACCAGUGGCUUCUCGAGUUGGCCUUUUGUGCUCACGACGAAGAGCUGGCUUACACUGCUUUGGAGCGCGUGCUUGAGAACAUUGCGAGCGCGAGGACAGAGCCGGUCGAGCCUCCGGAGGGCUUGUUUACUAUGAUGACCUCGGCUUGGUUUCAGCUCGGAGGCAAAGUGAGACAGUCAGACCGACAUUUCGGUCGCGUCGCUCGCGACCGGGCCACCGCAAGCUCUUACAUCUGCCGCAUCGCCUCGACUGCAGCGAGCAAUGGCUGGCUUGAUGCUCAGUGCACGGGGCUGAUGCUCUGCCACCUUUCCAUCCUCGCGAGCGAUUCCUCGACCAGCGCGGCUCUGAGGCGCGAAAUCGAGGCGACCUCAGCGGUCCUGUUUGAGGCAGCCUCAAAGUCUGACGAGUACAGUCACAUGAUUGCGAAGCGGCUCACAUCCCUCCCGCUUGUCCCUCAAGUUCGCGCUCUACAUACCCUUGGGCAGAGAAACAGCGCGACACGCGCAGCUGUGCGGUGGGUUGCGGCGAGCUUGUUACUCCCAGAGGAUUUGGAGGACGCCACAGAUGGCAACCUUGAGCGCCCCAGUGUGCAUCACAUCGUGCAGGCCCUUAACUGUAUCGAGGAUGAAAUCCGCUCCGAGGACGCUGAAUACGGACGCAUCAGCAACCUCCUGGCACUGUGGUGCGCCGGCCUGACCGAUAUCGACGACGGCUGGGCCCGGGACCCCGAGGCCAAGCUGUUGGUGCAAGACACUGUGCGAGUGCGGGACCUGGUGCGCGAGAACCCGGAGGACCCGGCGACGAGCGAGGUUAAGGGCCGCCUGCAGCUUUUUCACCACAUUGUGAAUCUGCAUGUUCAGGCUGCCACCGAUCGUGAGCAGCGCGCUCGUGUAGCAAGCAUGGGGCUCGAAGUGGGUAAGAUGGGACAGACGAGGCUGAGCUUUGGGUUGGGGGAGAGUAAGGACAACGAAGAGUGAUGUGGUGCAAAAUUACGGGUAGAAAUAGACGUAGAGCGCACAUAGUGCAUGGUUGUAUAUAUAUUUUGGCAUUGUAAUACUCUAUGAACCGGUGAGACUAGU